Xyrichtys novacula (pearly razorfish) is the source of this 8155-nucleotide messenger RNA. The record is from the annotation of a GenBank genome assembly. Lineage: Eukaryota; Metazoa; Chordata; Actinopteri; Labriformes; Labridae.
GUUAUCUUACUAUGGCGGAAGUACGUAACAGUGACUCCUCUUUACUUUGCCAGAUCACUCGUUUACCUUUAAAUAUUCCGGUAUCUCUGGUGGCGAGCGUCAGAUCCUUCCACACCGGGCGACUAUUAUGGAUAAGUUUUAGUGGUAUUACUUUGGGAACGUGUUCAUAUCCGCGUUAAUUUGAUGGACUCAGUCUUAGUUUGUGUUGUUUUGUCAGUGGAUACGGGAAACCUCGUCUCUGCGCCCUCUUGGGUGGGUAGUUAAUCUAUGGUUAGCUGGUAUUAAGGUCGCUAGCAUGCGCUAACGUAAGCAAACGUAAGCAAUAACGCGGCGUCAGCUCUUUUAAUUUACAAAUUUAAUGUACCGAGUUUAAUAAGGGGUCUUUCUUUAUAGUCAUCUGGUUUAGUGGCGCUAAACCACGAGCCAAUUCAUCCUAUUUAUGAGCUUAAAGCUAACGUUAGCAUUCAGCACUUUUGCUCGAGUUUUACUUUAGACAGCUCGUUUACGUCGCCCUUUGUCAAAAUGAUGGACUUCGAUAAUAUAUUGGACAUCGCCACACAAAACCAGGGUGUUGGCAGUAUGCAGGUAAGACACUGUCAUUUGCAUUCAUUCUGCGUUACUUGAACAGUUGAAUAAGAGUUUGUAGACGAAGUUCCUCUUAUCUAGAUACAAAAAUGCUAAAGCAUUUGAUUAUACUGGCAGCUGAUAAUGACCAGCCAUGUGACACUGUGUGGGAAUAUACACUAAAAAUCUGCGCAAUCUGAUGCAACCCAGCAUGCCUUAAAUUAUACUUGGAGAAGGCCUCUAAAUUUUCAGUUUGUAUUCAUAUAAUAACACUGGUGUUUAUUGUAAAUUUUAUUUAUCAUUUAAUAAGUCGGUGGUAGUGAUAGUCUACUGGAGUGUGUUAAUAACACCCAAACUUCAUUAACAAUCAGAGGAACUAAAGUUUUGGACCAUACCUAAAUAUAACGCCCUCCACCACACUAGCACCCAAUAACUUCAAAAGAAAGAACUGCUGUCACCUGUCUCACCAUGUCAACUUAAAACAAGAAUGUAGAAGCUUCAUAAAAGCAUUAUUGUGACAAAGUCUCAUGUUGUGUCUGGACAGUGUACAAAAAAACUUCAACUUAAACCUGUGUGUUUGCAUAUUCCUUAAUUACUUGUCUUUAAUGUCUCUAUGCUCUCUUUAUUUCAUCCACCUUUAUUGAAGAAAUUUGUAGGUUUAAAAGUGCAGUACAUUGCUUUAAAUCAAGUGAGCUGACGAUUUGAAUGUGCUUUUUUUCCUUGAAUGUUAGCAUAAGAGAUACAGUUUACAAGCUGGACCACCGAAGAAGGACCCAAGGUCAAAAGGUGUAAACCCUGCUGCUGUGCAGGCACUACUGAAAAAGCAAAAGGUUGAAACCAAAAAGAAAGGUAACGUUUAAAAAACAAUCCUCGAUGUUUCAGCUGAUAGUAAAAGUUUUUUUGUUUUUUUUAAAAUAACUUUUAACUAUCUUUGCUUUACUUUACAGAAAUUCAAAUGAAGAAAAAGAAAGAGGAACUACUGGCAAAGAGGGUGGAGCUGAAGUCAGACCGUAAAGCCCGAGCCAUGGCUUCCAGAACUAAAGACAAUUUCCGAGGCUAUAAUGGCAUCCCUGUGGUAGAUCUUCCUAAGAAGAGGAGAACGAAACAAGAAAUGGAGCAAGACAGAUCAGAAGCUGAGGCCAAUUUUAGGAAUUAUUCUGUUGACCCAGAGGAUGAUGAGGACAAUUAUGAAUAUGAACAGACAGACUCAGAACCAGAACAGGAGCCAGAGCUACCAAGACCAGGAAAAAACGUUGGUGUAAAUGGCAGUAGCAGUAGUGCGAAAACAUCCUCCAAGAAAUCCAGCGGGCCCCCAAAGGCCACCUCAUCUCCCAUGAACUUUGCAGACUUGCUUAAAUUGGCAGAGAAGAAACAGUUUGAACCAGUUGAGCUAAAAGCUAAGGUAGUAAAAAAGGAAGAGCGGCUCCGCACAGCUGAUGAGAUACGGGAGCUCGAGAUGGAGCGUAAGGCUAAGAGACCAGACAAAGACAGAGACUCGAAGGCAGAGCGAGAAAGAGAUCGCAAAGUCCAGUCUAGCUCAGGCUCACAAAGACAAGGUGCUGUAGAAAAGGAGCAGAACAGUAAACCACAAAAGAACUCCCUGGAAAAGCCAAGCCAGCCACCUGGAUCAGUGAAGAAGUCUCACCAUAUACAAAAUGGCAAUAAAAGCCUGUCAUCUUCGAAGACUCCUGUCAGCGACAGGGAGAGAGAGAGGCCCAAGUUGUCUCACAAUGAUAGGGAUAGACCAAAGGCAGGCAUGUCUCUUUCAGCUAGUGCUGGAUACAGUAAAGUUCCUCAGAAAGCAACAACUUCUCAGGUUUCAGCCAAACAUGGGGGUCCCAAGCCCUCGCCUAGCCACAAAUCCAACACCUCAAGUGACCUUAGCUCCAAAAAAGAAAGCUCAUCCCUACUUCAUGGAAGAGCCUCAGGUAAUCCUGGAAGCAGGCUUUCUGGCACGACUACAUCAGGCCAAAAAUCUCAACAUGGAGGCUCCUCACAGACCAGACCUGGUCAGGGUAGCUCAUCGAAACAGGAACUUACAGUUGGAGGCCUCAAGUCCAGAAAGGGAGAACAAAUAAGGCCUGGAAUGAGUUCAUCAAAAUCAAAUGGUCACUCAGUAAUGAGACCCUCAUCAAGUGGUCCUCCGAAGGCAGGGGGUCAACCUCAAGCAAGGCCAGCUGGUGCAAGUGCUCCACAGUCAAGGGGCCUGCAGGGUCACCCUGGAGGAAGUGGAUCUAGACCCCCAGGGAUUGGACCUGGUCGGCCUGGUAGUGGGGGACUAGCACGACCAGGUGGAACCAUGGGAUCGGGACCUGGAAGACCCAAGUGCACUGUGGUGUCAGAGACCAUCUCCUCUAAGAACGUUGGUGGACCCAGACCAGGAGGCCCUCCCCGUCCUGGUAUGCAGCAGAGACCAGGGAUGCCUCCCAGACCAGGGAUGCCUCCCAGACCGGGGAUGCCUCCCAGACCAGGGAUGCCUCCCAGACCAGGAAUGGCUCCCAGACCAGGAAUGGCUCCCAGACCAGGAAUGGCUCCCGGACCUAUGAUGAACAGACCACCAGGUAAGAGUCAUCAAGAAGGCAUCAGUCAAGGUCAGCUAAUGAACCAGGUUUGUUUUACCUGACAUUCAGUACCCGUUGAGAAUCUAGUAAAUUCACAUUUCUUGAUAUUUAAGAACAUUAUGAUACAGGGUCACAAAGGAAAAUAAGAAAUAAAGAAAAAAAAGCCUGAAUUAUAAACAAAAUGUGAUAAAAGGAAAGGAAAGCAGAGUAAAAUUUACUGUAUUCGAGUAAAAGUCGUGUCAUCAUGGACGUUUGACUGCUUUUGUAUGCUUGGUCCCUACUCUAAACCAGAGUAUCUUACAGAGGAAUAUACAGGUCUCAUUUCUGGAUGGGACUGGUUAGUGGGGACAGCAGAUUGCCAUGAACAAUUCCAAGAGUGCCUUUCUGCUGCUGAGAAAUUACUUGUUUCUGUAAGAACAUAUCAGCAUGGCUGUCUGCUCUGCAUACACCCGUAGGCUCUUUCUGUAACUCAAACGAAAAUGUAGAGAAUUUGAAAAUAUCCCUGCAUUGUGUAAAAUCUUGAUAAAUCAAACACUGAAAUGUGCUAAUUUUGACCGAGGAACAAAUACGAGAGGAAACAGAUGACAGGACUGAGAAACAUUUGGAUUUACAAAGCAGUUUUGUACACCUUCUAUACAUGUUAUAAUGCAACCCCCCCAAAAGUAUUCGAUGACGAGAUGACAACAUAAGAUUUAAUGAGAUUAAAUAAGAUUAUGUAAUAUUACGUAACACAUUAAACAGUUGCUGGCAUUUGGCAAACAGACAAAUCAAUGCCUGUGUGAGGGCAAAGGGUCUGUUGGCCAAACUGAAUGAAAUGUACCAGAUGCCCUCAGUAGCUUUUGUCUCUAUUCUGGGGUCAGAGGGAGCGGAUCCUCCAUCAGAGAUUGAAAAAAAGAAAAACACUUUCAAUGCCAUGAACUUUUUUUCUAUGAAACUUUUAAUCUAAAUAAUUUCCAGUAUCUGGAGCUGUGUGCUUUAAAACAUGCCUUGGCUCCUGAAACAGGGCAAAAUUUGAGUGUUAUACACUUUAUUUCUGUAUGUUUCACUAGGUACAUUGUUACCCCCCAUCACCUCUGCAUACAAGAGGAAAUAUGAAGAUGAGGAAGAUGAGUAUGACUCAGAGAUGGAUGAUUUUAUUGAUGAUGAAGAAGAGGACCAGGAUCAAAUUUCCAAGCACAUCAAGGAGAUCUUUGGCUAUGAUCGAAACAAGUAAGUGUAGCUCCAUAAUCUGGUUCAAAUUUAUUUGCCUUGUUAACAAUAUUCAACAUGGAUUUCGCCUUUUUUUGCUUUUGCUUUCUCAGAUAUAAGGAUGAGAGCGACUAUGCACUUAAAUUCAUGGAGAGCAGCUGGAGAGAUCUGCAAAAAGAAGAGGCUAGGAGGUAAGACAGAAAUAAAUCCUCAACAUUUGGUACAUACUGUUUAUCCUAAGAGUUGUAUUAUUUAUUUUGUAUUUCUUUUUGUAUCCUUGCUUGGCUACUUUAGCCUGAAACUUGCUGUGCAGGAGGAUCUGGAGGAGGAAAAAAGAGAGGAAGAGGAGUUCAAAAGGAAAAAUGCAAAGAGGAAAAAGAUGUUCUGAUGCCCCUCUACCUUUUGAGAAAAAGAUGAGAAACCUGUCUUUUGAAGACAGGACAUAAAAUGCCUGGAACCAUGUCUGCGCAGGCCUCUGUUGUCAGCUUUUUACUCUGUUUUCCAUCCUGAAAAUUUGCAAGAAUGACUCUGACCCAAGAGAGUUGGAAGAAUUUUGUGCAAAACUACCUGGACAGUCCAAAAAUGCACAAACCACAGCAGCACGGAGUUGUAAGGUUGUGGUUAAGGUUCUCACAUUUCCCCUGUUCUAUCCAGUUCGUCAGAGUUCACAUCAUGAACAGUCACGGUUUCAUAAAGGGAUCGGAGUUGUAAGGAGAGCUAAAAAUACAGAGGAGUGUAUUUUUUUAAAUUAAUAAUACCACACAAUGUCCAGCAUUGAUUACAUUAUUAUUAGAAGUUGCAUAUUUUUCCCCAAGCUCUGAUUGCAAAGACAGUUGAAUAUGCAAAAAAAGAAAUAACAGUGGAUGUGUUGUGUGGCUCUUUAAAAACAUUUGAGAAAAAUCAUUUCAAGGGUUUUACCUAAUUGUCAAGUUUACAUUAAAGUUUUCUCAAAGUCUGAUAGUCUGUAUGAAACAUACAGAACUUUGGUUCUAACACAAAACGGAAAUGAAAUUUUUGUUGCCAGCAAAGUCAAAGACACUUUUGUCACAUUGUGAAGAAUAUUAUUUAAUAUAAACUUUUAAAAGAAAUUCAUUUCCUGAAAGUCAUUUCAUCAUUGUGGCUGUUAUGAAUAGACACAUCAGAGAACCAGCGUUGGCAUCAUGAUCUGUCUUGUGUGUUCCCUUGUUUUUUUCUUUAUGGCUUACUGUAGGCGACAUACUCAGUGGGACAGGUCUUGUUCAUGUCUACUCCUGUACUGCAGCUUUUGCCUUUCAUAUCCUUUCUGGAUGCCCUCUUCCCAUGAACCUGUCAGAAUCACUAUCAUGACAUGCUUCUCAGAUCAGCACCAGGUCUUGGUGUGAUGAAGGUAAUGUCUGUCCCAACCCCAAAGCCACUUCGUCCUCACCGAGGUCUUCGACAGUCCCUCGGUGCUUUAGCCCAGCAAUAACAUCCACACAAUCUUGUGCCCUUUAUCCCGUCCCAGUCUGGAUCUUUGCACCAGCUAACUGACCAGUCGGUUACUGGACUAUCAAAGUACUGGCUGGGUUUUCUCUACCCCAAUGAGACAUGCCUCAGUGGUGUGUUUUUUUUUGCAUUUUUUCCAAGCAAAGCUGUUUUGAGAAAGAUAAGCCAUCUAAGCCAUUUCAUGCUGUACUUUAAGUCUUGACAUCCAGUUUUGCCUCAGCUGUUGCUGCUGUCUCACACAUCUUCAGAGGCCUCAUUACAUGUUUGUAAAGCAUUACCGGUAGAACCAGAAUUUGUAUUUUCUGGGAAGACAGUUUUGGUCUAAUUUCCUACAGUUCUUCCUUCAGCUGGUCUGUAAAACCACGUGACUGACUUUGAGCUUAACUGUGUUUACCAAAACCAAUGUAUCUUUUGUCUUUUGGCCUCAGGAUCCUCUUUGCCCUGUCUGCAGCAUAUAGUUCUUGCUCAAGACGGCUCAUUGUAAUAUGUGAUGGGAAUUAGCAGAAUUGGACGGAGUUAUCCACCUUGAGGGAAGCAUGUUUUUCACUCUUAACAGAGUGAUGGGCCCACACUUGAUAUUACACAUUUAAUGAAAAUACAAUAGCUGCUCGUACAACCACAUCUAUUCCUCUUAGCAGCCCUCAUUUGACUCCUAUGACCUACCUCUGGAAUCAGGAAUGAAGUACUAGUUCACAGGUUGAAGGAUACAUAUAGAGUGGCUUCAACUUAAGGUCGAACUAUUUUUCAUAGACUUUUUGGUCAUUGUGGACUCCAGAGAGGUCAGGAUGACCCUAAAUGAGUGCACCACUUCAGUUUGUUGCACUGCCACUUACACCCCAACGGUAAGAGUUUUUAGAUAAUGUUUCCCCUCUGAAGAUACUCAAAUGCUGGAUUAUAUCUCAGGGGAUCUGAAAUAUUGCAAUUUUUCAUUCUCAAAACAUUGUGUACUAAAAUUCGAAGACUUCUAAAACCUAUGGGGAUGAUGCAUUUUUAAGGAGCACUCAAUCAUAAUGUAAUCAAGCCUUAUUAAAUGGUUAACUUUCCAGUGAUGUCAGUAUUUUAGCAGACAUGAUGUCAAACUAGUAAAACAUUAAACACCUUAUUUCAUCAUUAUACUGCAAAACCCCAAAGCAACUGAUUCCAACAAGGUUAUAUAAGACCAAAUAAGAUGAGAUAAGAUUAUGUAAUACUACACCACUGACCAAACAGCUGCUGACUCUUCGCAAACAGAUAGAUGAAUGCAGGCCGUACAAGAGCAAAGGGUUUGUUGGCCAGACUGAAUGAAAUGUGCCUCACUAACCUUGGUCGUCAUUCGGGGUUCAAAGAGAGCAGAUCCCUCUCACAAAGAUAAACAAAAUACUUUCAAUGCCAUUGACCUUUUUUUCCAUGAAUCUUUUAAUCUAAAUAAUUUCCAGAAUCACAAGCACAGAAGAUUACAUCAACCAGUCACACAGACUGUUUCUAUAGACUGUGUGUGUAGAGUGGAUUAAUGAUUGAAUUUAUCGCCUAUUCGCAAUGUUACUUCACCAUGUAGCUGGCUGACUCUUGUACAGGUCAAACACUGGAUUAUUGCCAGUUGAUCUUCACACAAAACAAAUACAUCUUAGAGAAAUUUUUGAAAAUGUCAGUAAACGCUUUUCCCUUUGUUCAUUGUUAAUAUAUUGUGCACCAGGCAGUGUGCUUUAGAGUGAGGUUAAACUCACCCAUAUACAUAGAUAUUUAAAUUUGAUGAGAUAUUAAAGACGUAAUUGAUCAAGGAGUUACUGACUCUUUGCAAGAAGGUAAAUAAGAGCAUGCAGUACUAGAACAAACGGUCUGUCGGCCAAACCAAAUGAAGUGGACUCCUGGGUCAGAGGGAGCAACACUCUCUAUCAGAGACAAACAGAACAUACUUUAAAUGCCGUGAACCCUUUUCCAUGAAACUAGAAAUCUAAAUAAUUUCUAGAAACAUCCUGGCAAAAACAGAAAAAAAUGCAAAAAAAUAAUAACCCUAAAGCCCCUAUUUAGGUCAAAAGUAAAACAUGAUCUCGUCUGAAGAUAGGACAGCACAUAUUUUUUCUGUUUAUUUGUUUUGUAUUCAAACUAAACCAGGAUAACAAAACUCACUGACAUCAAAACAUCCCCUUUUACUAUGUUGUGAAAAAGAGAAAUUGUUAUUCCAAAUGUUUUACUUAAUUUUAACCAUUACUUAAAGUUUUCAGGCAAUCUAAACAAAAAUUCAGGUGUUUUUUUUUUUUGAUCAAAAAAUGUCACAUGUUUAUUUUUGUCCGCAAGUAACAAAGAUUGUGAUUUUUUCAAUUUUCCCUUUCCCUCUCUUUUUCUUUCAUUUUUCUUUGAAGAAACAUUUUAAAGACAACUUGAAAACAACAAUGCCAAAG